AUAGAAAGAAAGCUCAGACAAAAGAAAAAGCUUCAGCGAGAGAGAAAAAUGGCAGCAACAAUUCAGUGCUUAUCUUCUUCAUGUUUGGCACUUCCUUCCAAGCUCAGAAGCCUCUCAAUCAGUGGCUCCUCUCACUCGAGCUCUCUGAGUUUCUCCGCUACUCUCUCCCACGAUUUCUUCUCCAAAGGGUGUUUGUCGAUGAAUGCUGUUCAGAGGACGAUGCGUCGCUCUGCAGCUGUUGUUUGUGAGGCUGCUCCCACGAAGAAGGCGGAUUCCGCCGCGAAAAGAGCCAGGCAGGCCGAAAAGAGGCGGAUUUACAACAAAGCUCGGAAAUCUGAAGUCAAAACCCGCAUGAAGAAGGUUUUGGAAGCUUUGGACACACUAAAAAAGAAACAAGACGCUCAGGCAGAAGAGGUUCUUCCUGUCGAGAAGUUGAUCGCUGAGGCAUACUCUAUCAUCGACAAAGCAGUUAAGGUUGGAACAUUACAUAGGAACACCGGAGCACGCAGAAAGUCUCGAUUAGCCAGAAGAAAGAAGGCUGUAGAGAUUCACCAUGGUUGGUACACCCCUACUCCUGCAGCAACUGCCUGAUAAAAGCCGACUUUAGGUUUCACCGUAUCAACAGAGGAGAAUGCUAAGAUGAUAUACACAACUGCUUGUUUUUGUGACAUGUAUUCCUUUUUCCCCUUGGCUUUGUGCACAUAUUUGCACCUAUUAUUUCCAUUUUCCCUUAAAAUAGUACGUACAAAUUGAUUUUAGCAUCUUUCCUGGUU
Molecule: messenger RNA, 773 nt
Organism: Morus notabilis
Lineage: Eukaryota; Viridiplantae; Streptophyta; Magnoliopsida; Rosales; Moraceae
Product: 30S ribosomal protein S20, chloroplastic
Exons: 3
Coding region: 49-591 (180 amino acids)
Biological process (GO): translation
Cellular component (GO): small ribosomal subunit; ribosome
Molecular function (GO): small ribosomal subunit rRNA binding; structural constituent of ribosome
Source: RefSeq, a predicted model, not a curated record